Botrytis fragariae is the source of this 2814-nucleotide messenger RNA. RefSeq names its product putative duf544 domain-containing protein. Gene Ontology annotation, molecular function: K48-linked deubiquitinase activity; cysteine-type carboxypeptidase activity; cysteine-type deubiquitinase activity. The transcript has 2 exons. Gene Ontology annotation, cellular component: cytosol; cell periphery. The record is from RefSeq and is a predicted model, not a curated record. The coding region runs from base 1 to 2814 and encodes 937 amino acids. Gene Ontology annotation, biological process: protein K48-linked deubiquitination. Lineage: Eukaryota; Fungi; Ascomycota; Leotiomycetes; Helotiales; Sclerotiniaceae.
AUGGUCACUCGAAAGCCCGUUCCCAAACCCAGCAUCCCUUCCAACAACACCUCCUCGCCGCGAUACCCCAUUACCCCAGUAUCUUCGGAUCCACAUCAUGUCUCCCGUCCCGAAACGAAUCACAAUGCGAUUUAUGAUCAUUCUGCAGAUAACAUAGAGCCUAAUGUUUGGAAUGAAGAGAAGCAUUCUCAUCCUGAUCACAAAAGCCUUCCCGACGCUUUAAGAGUUGGGCCAUCGACAAUCCAUCCCAAGUCUUCUCAGGAUAUGCUAAAACCCAAUUCCUCAAUCACGAACCCAUUUUUAAGAAGGCAGCAAUCACAAAGUUCGCAAAGUGCAGUAUCCGAUGGAAAGGAAAGCAGUGCAGAUAUCUGGAAUGAGCUCACAGAGAAACCCACACAGCCGGAUUAUCCACCACCACCUCCUCCUCAAAUAUCUCAAGUAACUCAACAGUUCUCGAACAUGGGAGUGUCUGGGCAAGACACAAACCCUUGGCAACCCAUCACGAACGAAAAGUUGCCAUUACAAACAUCCAGCCUUCAACGCGAAGAUUCAGGAAACGAAGCCUGGUCAGGCGCAAAUCCCCCAAAUAUCGGUACCUCUUCCAGCUUGUCCCAAGAUUCGCAACAACCAGUUUUGGUAGAUAUUGAUGAACCUGAAUCUCCAGCAUGGGAUGAGGAUGAUUAUGACGAUGGUGAAGGGGAAGAAGGAACGCCAAUUAGCCCCAAGAAGUCGACAUUACCUACACACGAAACGCAGGAGAUACUAGAAGAUCAACAUGCAUGGGACUCAAGUCAUGGCCAAAGUUCGAAUCAGUCGCAAACGAUUCCAGUUCAGUCCUCUGGGAACACACAGUAUUCUAACCCUCCUGCGGAAGGGUGGAAUCUAAUUGAUCAUGAUACCAUACCGGAGAAUUUUCAGCAAAGCGGUGUAGUCAGAGCAGAUGGCACAGAGAUUUCUAGAAUAACCUCUGAAGAAAUUGCUCCAGCGCUUCCACCGCGGAACUCUCAAGAACAUCCUCCUCCUCAGCCUCCGCGCCCAGUCUUAGAUGCGUCAAACACAAAUAUAAUACCGAUUACGACAUCUGGUGCAUCAGCCGCUGCUCUAAGACAGAAGAAAGAGACCUACGAGAUUAAGAAAAUAUCUUGGCAUGACAUCAAUGCCCAACAUAACCCCAGAAUUUCACCUAUUCUGGUACAAAAUGCCAACGGACCUUGUCCUCUGUUGGCCCUUGUGAAUGCUCUGACUUUAUCGACACCCGCAAAUAUGGAAACUGCUCUAGUGGAGACACUCCGGUCGCGAGAGCAGGUCAGUCUCGGAUUAUUGCUCGAUGCAGUUUUUGAUGAACUCAUGUCCGGGCGACGUGGAGAUGCUGCACAAGAGCUUCCAGACGUGGGCGAUCUAUAUUCCUUUCUGCUAACACUCCAUACGGGAAUGAACGUUAAUCCCCUCUUCUUUCCCGUUGACUCUACCCAGUCAGCGAAUGAUCCCAGAAAUUCAAUGGCACACAUUCAUCCUGCGCAGCGCGAGAGCUCGCUUCCAGGUACAUUUGAGGAGACUCGUGAAAUGAUAUUAUAUGGUACCUUCUCUGUCCCUUUGAUCCAUGGUUGGCUCCCGGAGGAAGAAUCGCCUGCCUACAUGGCACUGAAAAGAUCUGCUAAAUCGUAUGAAGACGCACAAAACCUGAUGUUUCAUGAAGAGGUAUUAGAAGAGAAGUUAGUUGCUGAAGGCCUCAAUUUCGAAGAACAAGGGAUCCUAGAGGAUAUUUCAACUAUCAAAGCUUUUUUUAUCUCCGCAGCAACUCAGCUUACAGCUCACGGCUUAGAUCUCAUAACUAAUUCUAUGAGUCCAGGCGCUGUAGCCAUUCUAUUUCGAAAUGACCACUUUUCCACAAUCUUCAAACAUCCGACAACUCUUCAACUAUUGCAGCUCGUGACAGAUUCUGGCUAUGCAGGGCAUGCAGAAGUUGUAUGGGAAGGCCUUAUUGAUGUUAAUGGAGAAAGGGCUGAGUUCUAUUCUGGUGACUUCAGUUUAGUCAGUGGACCUUCCACAUUACACCAAGGAAAUGAAGAAGGUAACUGGACCACAGUCACUGGUCGUAGAAAUAAUAAUCGAGUUGAAACUUCACAUGAUACACCAGUGGGGAAUCAACAAGAAUCACAGAAUCACGAUCAAGGUACGAACACAGAACAGGAAGAUCACGAUUUCGCCUUGGCACUACAACUGCAGGAAGAAGAGGACGAGCGUAACCGAAAUGAAACCGCACGAAGGCAAAGAGAGUCAGAGCUUUCACAGCAGUACAUAGAGCAACAGGGGAGUGGCAACAAUAGUAGUAAUGCCCCUGUUAGCCAGCGGGGCGGUAGUGGGCGGGGUGGUACCAGAGGCCGUGGAGUCAAUGUACCAGUCCGAGGAGGGUCAAUUCGUGGUAGUACUAGUACACGAGGUCGUCCCGCAAUUCCGCCUCGCAACAGUAAUGUUGCCACUCCUGCCGUCGACCCAGAAGCAGGUAUUGAUGCACCACCUCCUACAUACGAGCAAGCUGCUACCGAACCGGCUUACCAACCUCCAGAUAAUCAUCCUGCACAUCCAAACGCAGAUCCAAGCCGGAGAACAAGUGCUUACACAGCAACCGCUAAUAGUCAGCAACGUCCUCCAGCUAAUGCUGCAGGUCGCCGUAAUACGGCUUCCUAUGGUGGCAUUGGAAGGGGUAGUCAGACAAUCAUAGAUCAGGUUCCUGGGCGCAGGAUCCAAGCUCCAAAUCAAGGGCUACCGACCUCUCAACAGCCAGAAAGGCAGAAAGAUUGUAUUGUUAUGUGA